Molecule: messenger RNA, 2431 nt
Organism: Siniperca chuatsi (mandarin fish)
Lineage: Eukaryota; Metazoa; Chordata; Actinopteri; Centrarchiformes; Sinipercidae
Gene: arsh
Product: arylsulfatase H
Exons: 11
Coding region: 107-1852 (581 amino acids)
Molecular function (GO): arylsulfatase activity
Source: RefSeq, a predicted model, not a curated record
ACCAGUCAAUACUGUAGAGUUAGGGAGGCGGGCCCAGUGGCUCCAGCAGCACAGCAGAAAAUGUGUGACAUUCAUGUAGUGUUAUGAAUCAUUUCAUUGUGCAGGCAUGAGGUCCCCUCUGUUGGCACAUCUUCUCUCCCUGCUCCUGGCAGCAGGAGAUGUCACAGGGAAGGAGGUGGACAGGAAGCCCAACUUUGUUCUGAUGAUGGUGGACGACCUGGGCAUCGGUGACGUAGGAUGCUACGGUAAUGAUACUGUCAGGACUCCUAACAUAGACAGACUUGCUUCUGAAGGGGUAAAGCUGACUCAGCACAUUGCAGCUGCUCCUCUCUGCACCCCUAGCCGAACUGCUUUUAUGACGGGACGCUAUGCACUCCGCUCAGGAAUGGGCAGCACAGGCCAUGUGCAGGUGCUGCUGUUCCUUGGAGGUUCAGGGGGGCUGCCACCCAGUGAGACCACCUUCGCGAAGAGGCUGCAGCAACAAGGAUACACCACCAGCCUAGUGGGAAAGUGGCACUUGGGUGUGAACUGUGAACACAGAGGGGACCACUGCCACCAUCCGAACCAGCAUGGCUUCAGCUACUUCUACGGCCUGCCGUUCACCCUGUUCAAUAACUGUGUGCCCGGAGAGGGGAGUGAUGUCCUGGUAGACCUCCAGCACGCACUCCAAAAUCUGACCAUGUUGCUUGUAGUGGGACUUUUCACACUGGUGUGUGUCCGUGUGUGUGGCCUCCUUGAAGUCAGCCUGUGGCUCCUGGUAGCGCUUUGGUUUCUCACUAUCCUAGCAACCGCUGUGUGGUAUAUUCCCUUUGAACUCAUGCCGACCUGGAACUGCAUCAUCAUGAGGAACCAAGAAGUGAUCGAGCAGCCAAUGACGGUGGAGACGCUGCCCCAGAGGUUGCUGGGAGAAGCACAAAAUUUUAUUAAGAGGAAUGUUGAUCGUCCAUUCCUCCUCUUCUUCUCACUGGCCCAUAUCCACACGCCACUCUUCAAAACCCCCGCCUUUGCUGGCAAAAGUCGCCAUGGUCGCUACGGUGACAACCUAGAAGAAGUGGACUGGAUCAUCGGUAAAAUGACAGAGACGGUGGACUCCCUCGGCCUGGCCAACAAUACUCUGAUGUACUUUACAUCAGACCAUGGUGGACACCUAGAGGAUGCUGAUUCGGUAAUCGGCCAGAAAGGAGGCUGGAACAGCAUCUAUAAAGGUGGGAAAGCUAUGGGGGGUUGGGAGGGGGGGAUCAGGGUGCCUGGUAUUUUCCGCUGGCCUGGCAGACUGGCAGCUGGAAAAGUAGUGGACGAACCCACUAGCCUCAUGGACCUUUAUCCAACACUGAAAUAUUUGGCCAAGGACACACAACCAGACAGACAAUUAGACGGCUAUAACCUCAUGCCAUUGUUAGAGGGGAAGGUAGAGCGAUCAGAGCAUCAAUUCAUGUUCCACUACUGUGGAAUCUACUUGAAUGCAGUACGCUGGCACCCACCCGGAAGUGACUCUGUCUUCAAGGUGCACUUCUUCACUCCCAACUUUUCUCCCCCGGGAGCCGGUGGAUGCUAUGACACUAAGGUCUGUCUAUGUCACGGAGAACAUGUGACGCACCACAACCCACCGCUGCUGUAUGACCUUUUCCAUGAUCCCUCAGAGUCUCACCCACUGACCCCUGAUACUGAGCCGCGAUACGCUGAAAUCCUCGAGCAGACGGCCAAAGCUGCGGAGAGACAUCAAAAUACCCUCACAAACAAGCCACACAGCCAAAUGACAUGGGACAAGAUUCUGUGGAGACCCUGGCUUCAGCCCUGCUGUGGAACUUUUCCGUUCUGCGGCUGCAAAGAGGAGACAACACAUAUGUCUUAAAAAGUUGAAGAAAAACAACUUGGGUUUGGUGAAGCUCCUUGAAUCUGCGGCAGGGUUUUCAUUUUUUUCAAGAAUAAUACUGUGCCUUUUGUAGUUCUGGGUGCGUUCAGGAGCUUUCACCAUUCCCAGCGUUCAAAAAUGUGUCAUGAAAAGUUUUGGCCUACAGACUUUUACAAUUAAAAUUGAUGUACAAUGAUAUUAAUUGUAUUGUAACUAAGAUUGAAAUUAUUGUUUAGUAAAAUGAAAAUGAACACACCUUCAAAACUGAAACUAAACUUAAAAUUAAGUCACCCAACAUUAAUUGAAAUACUAUUGUAAUUGAUUCAAAUUAAAUGAAGAUUAAACAAUGCAUUGACUGCACUAUACCUGUGGUCAAUGAUUGUUACACUAUACAUACAUUGCAAUAGAGCCAAAAAAUAUACGUUUUACAUACAUGAAAGGGAAGUUUGUCGUUUACAUGUGUAUCGUCCACUAAGUGAAGGAUAUGUUCAGUUGGUGCUUUUAUUUCUUACUAUUAUUAUUUAUUCUAAUAAGUACAUGAUACAAUAAAAGGGUUAUUCAAAUAAAUCCUUAACUGCA